Molecule: messenger RNA, 1131 nt
Organism: Umbelopsis ramanniana AG
Lineage: Eukaryota; Fungi; Mucoromycota; Umbelopsidomycetes; Umbelopsidales; Umbelopsidaceae
Exons: 9
Coding region: 24-953 (309 amino acids)
Biological process (GO): peptidyl-serine dephosphorylation; G1/S transition of mitotic cell cycle
Cellular component (GO): cytoplasm
Molecular function (GO): protein serine/threonine phosphatase activity
Source: RefSeq, a predicted model, not a curated record
UCGCAUAUCAACCGUCUUCCAAUAUGGAUAUCGACGCAUGCAUCGAGACAAUCAAGACAUGCAAAUAUCUACCGGAGAGUGACAUGCGACAGCUUUGUAACAAGCUUAAGGAGAUUCUUACCGAAGAAUCCACUGUCGUUCCCGUCCAAGCACCAGUUACGAUAUGUGGCGAUAUUCACGGUCAAUUUUAUGAUCUUUUAAAAUUGUUUGAAGUCGGCGGUUCAGCACCCGAAACGUCGUAUAUCUUCAUGGGCGACUUUGUAGAUCGUGGACGCUAUUCGUUGGAAACCCUGACGUUAUUACUAUUGCUCAAAGUUAGAUACCCAGAUAGAAUUACGUUGACGAGAGGAAAUCAUGAAAGUCGAAAUGUAACUCGGGUAUAUGGUUUCUAUGAUGAAUGCCUUACAAAAUACCAAAAUGCCAAAGUAUGGGAGUGGUGCUGCACAGUAUUCGACUAUCUGCCAUUAGCUGCGCUAAUUGACGGUUCAAUAUUCUGUGUGCAUGGUGGUUUAUCACCCGAGCUUCCCUCCGUUGACUCUAUUAGAACUCUCUUUAGAAUGCAGGAGUUGCCACAGACAGGUGGCCCGUGCGAUCUGCUCUGGUCAGAUCCAGAGGCACAAGUAGAGACUUGGGCUGUCAGUCCUCGUGGAGGUGGCUAUUUAUUUGGGGCGAUGCCAACCAACGCAUUUUGUCACAACAACGAAGUGGACUUGAUUGUUCGAAGCCAUCAACUUGUUGAUGAAGGGUUCAAUUACCCGUUCCCAGAUCGAAAGCUAGUCACCUUAUGGUCUGCACCCAACUACUGUUAUCGUUGUGGAAACAAGGCAGCCAUUUUAAGCAUCAAAGAGAAUCAAACUGAAGUCGAAGAUAGCGACUACCGAAUAUUUCUGGAAAAUGAAGUGCAAGGAGACGCUUAUCACGCUAAUCGACCAGGCAACGCUUAUUUCCUUUAAUAACCUGCCAUUAUUUGGGCUACAAACAAAAGAUGAUCGGCACCAAAAAAAAAAGCAAAAAAAAAGAGAGAUACGACGCUUCUGUAAAAGCAGGAGAACGAAAGAGCAAUCAUGUUACGGUAUGACGCAUUAUCAAUAAAGUACAUAAAGAUGGAGACGAUAAAAUACUAGAAAUAUU